ACAUUAGUCACGUCGAUAGCAAUCGUAGGUCAUGAAGCUAUCUCGAGUUGAUCUGGCUUCUAUAUAAUAAUCGGAUUCAACAAAAAACUGCGAUAAUGGCUUUACAUACUAAUCAGAGGGUUCGAGUUCUAAGUAUAAAAUGAGUUUCGGCAAGCUUUAUUGGUAUCCUAAAGCCCCUCGGGCCACGAUGUGUCUCUACAUCGCCGAGCUUAACAAACUCGAUGUAGAAUAUGUUGAAGCCUGGCCCAUCAAGGUUAACCCCAGUAAGGGGGGCGUCGGAGAAGAAUACCUAUCCAAGUUUCCCACGGGAAAAGUCCCGGCACUUGAGCGGCCGAACGGCUUCACUCUUUUUGAAUGCAUUCCCGUUGCGAUAUACCUUGCGAAGCAGAAUCUAAAUACGACCUUACUAGGAUCCAAUUUGGAAGAAGAAGCUACAGCUAUAAAGUGGGCUUCAUUUGCCAACAGCGAAUUGCUACCGACAAUUAUGGCUUGGCUUAACUCCGCUCUGGGCAAGAGUCCCUCAUCUCCCGAAAUCCUUGCGACAGCAGAGAAUAACUGCAACAGCACGAUCAGCGUCGUGGAGAGGGCAUUAGAAGGGAAUAAGUAUCUUGUCGGCGAUCAAUUGACCCUCGCCGACCUCUUCGUAGUGGCUGCCCUAUCGCGGGGAUACCAAGUCGUUUUCGCGAAAAAAUGGACAGAAGUCCAUCCUGUAAUCCACGAAUGGUAUAUGAGGCUUAAGAGUGACCCGAUUUGGAAGAAAAUUGACGGUGAACCAUACGUCCUGGAUCAAGUGGGAGGCAAGGCCAACUAAAUCCACUACCUAGGCAUUUAUAGGAAUGUGGCGGAAAGUUAAAUAAAUUCA
Molecule: messenger RNA, 862 nt
Organism: Hypoxylon trugodes
Lineage: Eukaryota; Fungi; Ascomycota; Sordariomycetes; Xylariales; Hypoxylaceae
Product: elongation factor 1-gamma
Exons: 5
Coding region: 140-811 (223 amino acids)
Biological process (GO): translational elongation
Cellular component (GO): cytoplasm; nucleus
Source: RefSeq, a predicted model, not a curated record